This is a messenger RNA of Pedinophyceae sp. YPF-701, 2703 nucleotides long. The record is from the annotation of a GenBank genome assembly. Lineage: Eukaryota; Viridiplantae; Chlorophyta; Pedinophyceae.
AUGAUCACGUCGACCCCCCUCGAGGGCCGAAUGCAGGCCGGAGCGCUGUCGCGCGCCGCCCGCGCGCAACGUAUCCAACACCCUGCAUCUGCCCCGCGCGUCGCCGGCACGCAGCGCGAGCGCGCCCGGACCACGCACCAGGUGGCUGCUGCGGGGCGCGACAGCGGCGAUGCGGCCCCCAGCUUCGCGAAGGUCGCCAUGUCGACUGCUGCUGCGGCUGCUGUGGCGUUGAGCUCGUUCUCCGCGGCCAUGCCCGCAUUCGCGGCCGCCACCGCCGCGUCGGACCCCAUCAAGGAGCUCGAGCUCAUCAUCCGCUCGCGCGACGGCAACGUGCCCACGCUCGACGGCUUCAGCCCGGCCCGCCUCACGGAGGAGGCCGAGAAGCUCCGCCGCCGUGCCAGCACGAGCGAGAGCGCCGAGCUGCGCCGCGCCCUCGCCGAGCGCGCCAACGAGAUCGAGCGCCUCCAGAAGGAGCUCGAGAAGGUCCCCAAGGGCCGCGAGAUUGGAACGGAGGCUGUACGCGUCAUUGAGAAGGUGGUGGAGGUGCCCGUGGAGAUCCGCGUGCCCGCCGAGCCGGUGGAGGGCGAGGAGUCCGCGGGCGGGGCGCUGGGCCUGGCGAACGGCCUGGGCGUCGUCGCGGCGGGUGGCGCGCUGGGGCUGUGGCAGCUGACGCGGAAGAAGGCGGACGAGGACCUGGAGAAGGCCGAAGGCGAGAUCAAGGUGACGCAGGAGCGCGUGCGCGCGCUGGAGUCGAACGUCGCGGCGGUGACGGAGAGCCUGGAGAAGGAGCGCCAGGUCGCCGAGGGUCUCCGGGGGGAGUCCAAGAAGGUCCGCGAGGAGGCGGCCGCGAAGAUCGAGGCGCUGGAGGAGGAGAAGCGCGCGGCGCAGCGCCAGGUCGAGCUCACGCGCGAGCUCCUGGUGGCCGAGGAGCAGUCGGUGGAGGUCAUGCGGCGCGAGGCGGCCUACCUCGAGUCGCAGUGGGACACCGAGAAGGCCGCGCGGGAGGCCAAGGAGGCCGAGGCCGAGGAGCUCACCGAGGAGCUGGAUGAGACGCGCGAGGCGAUGGAGCGCGAGCGCAAGGUGGCGGAGCAGGUCGGGCGCGACGCGGCGGCCUUCAAGGCGGCGCUGGAGGAGCUGCAGGCGAGCAAGGGCGAGGUCCUGCUGGAGAAGCACAAGAUCGAGGGCGAGCUCGCGGAGACGAAGAUGGACCUCGCGGACUCGCAGGCCGAGCAGGACGCGCUGCGCAGCGCGCUCGACGAGGCGCAGCGCGACGCCGACCUGCAGCAGGCGCUCGUGGAGAAGAUGGGCAAGGAGAGCAUGGGCAUGAAGGAGGAGCUCAAGAAGAUGCGCGAGCAGAACGCGGAGUACCUGCUCAAGGCGGAGGCUGCGUACAAGGAGCUGCUCGACGAGCGCAACAGCGUGGACGCCGAGCUCAAGGAGGCGAACGAGGAGCUGGCGGCCGCGCGGAAGCUCGCGGAGGAGCUGGACGCGCAGCUGCAGGAGAGCAACGCGGCGCUGGAGGCCUCGCGCGGCGACGUGGCGCGCCUGGAGGGCGAGCUGGCGGCGUCGCAGGCCGAGGCCAACCAGCUGCGCGCGGAGAUCGAGGCGCUCAAGGGCGAGCUCGCGGAGGUCGAGUCCGCCAUCGCCGAGGAGAAGGACGCCGCUGCGGAGCUCCGGAACGACCUCGCGGAGACGCGCCAGCGCAUUGCCGAGAUGGACUCGCAGCUGCAGAGCGGGCAGGAGCGCGAGGACGAGUACGCGGAGCAGGUGGCCGCGCUCAAGGAGCAGGUCGAGCGCCUGAACGACGACCUCGAGGGCACGCAGGACGCCGGGCGCGCGCUCGAGAUUGCGCGGCAGCAGCUGCAGCGCGGCCUGGACGCCAAGGCCCAGCACGCCGAGCGCGUCAAGGAGCGCAUGGAGCAGGAGCGCGAGAGGCUGGAGUCGGAGCUCAAGGAGGCCAAGGCGGAGCUGAUGAGCCUGAGCAAGGCGGUGGAGCAGGAGCGCAAGGCGAAGCAGAGCGCGGUGACGGCGUCGGAGCAGAUGCAGAACGACAUUGCCGAGGCCGAGCGCGAGGUGGCGCUGACGCAGAAGGAGCUCAAGGAGGCCCGCGAGGAGGCCGAGCGCCUGCGCAAGGCCAUGGCCAACGCCAACGCCCAGGCCAACGCGGCGGCCAAGGGCGCCGCCACCAAGGACACGGCGACCAAGAGCGGCGCGGGCAAGAACGGCGCCCCCGCCGCGCAGAACGGCGCCUCCGCCGCGCCCAAGAACGGCGCCCCCGUCGCGCAGAACGGCGCCUCCGCCGCGUCCAAGAACGGCGCGGCGGCCAAGCCCGUCGCCGCGAAGGCCGGCAGCGAGAAGAACGGCAGCGGCGGCAACGGUGCGGCUGCGGCCAAGGAGGAGGCGGCGACGGCGCAGGCGCAGGCGCAGUACGCGGACGAGACGAAGGAGGCGCUGGAGCGGCUGCAGGCGCACGUGAAGCGGCUGAACGCGCGCAGCGAGGCUGCCAAGGACAAGGCGACGGCGGCCAAGGCCAAGGGCAAGGCCGUGGCGGAGGUGGGCAAGGCCGCCAAGGCCGCCAAGGUGGUGCCCAAGGGGUCGCGCGGCGGCGGGCAGGGGUUCGGGGCGGCGGCCAAGGGCGCGAUGAAGGUGUCGAACGGCGCUGGGCAGGAGCUGGCGUCGGCAGGCCCGUCCAAGAGCAAGUGA